AUGCUUCUGAGAGUGGCCGUGGCGGCGGUGCUGGUGCUGGUGUGUGUGUGCAGCGGGGCGGCGAACGGGCUGCUGGUCCCCCGGGACUACGGGGUGAAGCUCUGCGGGAGGGAGUUCAUCAGAGCCGUCAUAUUCACAUGCGGCGGCUCCCGCUGGAAGCGCUCCUUAGACGACCACUUGGAAACCUUCAGCGACACGUUGGCCGACCUGCUGGCUGCGUUCGGGCGGGACGCCGGGGGCCCGGUGCGCGCGCAGGACACUCUGGGGGAUUUUCACCUGUCCAUGACGUCAGAGCAGCAGGGAAAACAAUCGAGCGUCGAGUGGCCGCAAGCCUCCUCCUCAUCGAGGAGAAAGAGGAACUUUUCUCUUGGCGUUGCCGGGAUGUGCUGCAACCUGGGCUGCACCAAGAACGACAUAGGACACCUGUGCUGA
Molecule: messenger RNA, 432 nt
Organism: Gadus chalcogrammus (walleye pollock)
Lineage: Eukaryota; Metazoa; Chordata; Actinopteri; Gadiformes; Gadidae
Gene: rln1
Product: relaxin 1
Exons: 3
Coding region: 1-432 (143 amino acids)
Cellular component (GO): extracellular region
Molecular function (GO): hormone activity
Source: RefSeq, a predicted model, not a curated record